AUGAGGCUCAGGAAGAGGCCGAAUGCUCCUGGAUGCUAUCGUGAGUCAAGCUAUGAUGAACAUGGUUUGGAGAAGCCGCUAUUCCUAGCUCAUACGGUGGACUUCGACCCGACCUUGCCCGAGGCUGCCUUUCCCACCGUUCCUUUGGGGACAUGGGCUCCUGGAAGACAGCCUGAGGGAACCGACGAUGAGAUCGAUCAUGGAAAUGUUGAAGCAGCGAUUCGAAACAAUCCACCUGUGGAGUCGAAUGAUCAUCAACAUGUACAAGAACACGACGGUUUUCGACUCCUACCAAGCAUUGAGACGGAGGAGAUCGGAGAUGGCAAUACACAAGAAGUUAUUCAGAGCAAUGCCUAUUCCAAGCACCUAAGCAACGACCAGAAUGCACAACAAGAAGGUGCCUCUCAACUCCCCCAAUUCGCCGAGGUUCCAGAAGACGCGAGACCCAACCCUGUGGCUCUUCCGUUUAAAUGGAAGGCCUGGAACAACAUCAUAGGAAAGUUUUACGAUAUGAAGGUGCAAAGCGCGUCAUUUAUGGGCGGCUAUUCGGCUGAUGAACUAUUCAUUAAAACCGCACAAGAAUAUGAUGGCUUUAAGGCAAGGGAAGUGUUGAAUCCAAAGGGAGUCCGAGGGGUCAGGUAUUUUAUAAAGUGUCAGGAUGAACUACUUAAACUUAAAUGGGGAGCUCUAUCCGAAGGCCUUCAACUCGUUAUCAUCCACGAGUUAACCCGAGAUGGGUCCAUAGAGCAAGCUUGGAAGUUCCUUGGCCUUAACCAGGCAGACCGCAAUCACUUCGACAAGCUUCACGACCGAGAAUCACGUAUCGACCAGUCGGAAGAAGGUUCAUGCAUCGAUCAAUUCACCAAGACUAGCACUCGCAACAUCCUGAAUGGUGGCUUUGGUACAUCGGAUGAGUUUCAAGAUAUUUGGGAGGAGACAUUCGAGCAAGUCUACAAACCUACGAUCUUCUCAUUUACAUCAGAGGAUAUCGAAAAUGCCGAGAAGUUUCUUUCAAGAUACCGAUGCGGCGAAUGUGGUUAUGUCAAGAGAGCCAUUGAGCGGAUCAAGAAAUACGAGGGGACGAACAAAUGUUGGCGGGAAUUGAAAUUUCAUGUGCAGGCUGAGGAGAGCGAUGAUGAGUUGGAGGAUUACCCGGACAUCGACGAUUUGGACCCCUUUGUUUUCUACAAGAGAAAGGUGCCUCAUGAGCAUCUAAAUGGGAAGGCAUCAUCUCAGGGCCAGGCCGCAACAAAGCCAAUUCUCGCCACAGAAUCUGACAACAAACCCGACGAGCGUCUGUCCAAGUCCAAAUCCAGGACAACAGCACCUCCUAGCAAGCUCCCAGAAUCCUCUGGUGAUAUGAAUGCGUCUUCGGCACCAGUUGGUACUGGAGACAAUGCCAAGGCUUCUGGUACCGCUCAAAAAGGUCCUCGAAGACCAUUGAUUAAGCUGAAUGUUCGCUGUGACAAGCGCCAUGACCAUCCGAUGCGGGCCGAAAUAGCUGGAACUAGGGCUUAUAUCAAUCAUAGGGCACCUUGCAUAGUUUCUCGACAAGAACAGUAUCCACCUGGUUUUGGAUCUACGGUCGCGGCCCCUGUUGUGCUCGGACAAUCAACCUAUAUCGAUAGAAUUAGGAAUGACCCUGGACCAGUUCACAAUGAGCAACAGCUUUCAAAACGACGUAGUUUAAUAGUUAAGCUGAAGGCCAACCCUAAGCUCUCUGACUUGCCUCAACAGAGAUCUGAAGGUAUUCCAAUUGCAGCCAAGCCCAGUUUAAUAGUUAAGCUGAAGGUCAACCCUAAGAUUUUGGACUUGCUUCAACGCAGAUUUGGAGGUAUGCAGACUGCAGCAGCUCGCGAUAAGCCUUCGCUGCCAGCUACUUCAAUAUAUCCAGAAGGGUAUGAUGUAUCCUCUGGUAGCAGCGGAUGUUAUGCAUUGCCAACAACCUCAUCACAAGACCUUGGAAAUAUGCAUUGCGGCAGUGACCAGCAACCUACCUUGGUUAGGGGUUGGCCAACUACUCCUUCGGAUCAAGCCUACUGCCCUUCAAGUGAUAUCAUCAGUGAUAUCCACUUGAGCGGCUUACCAGCAAAGGCACGUCCAACUAAGAGGAAGCUAUUUCAAGUAACCUCCACACCUCCUGGCCUCAAUCCUAAUCUUACAGACCUUGAGAAGUCUUCGAACUUUGUCCAAGGGGAGCCCCUUCCAAAUCCGUUUCGAACAAAUGCACCGCCCAAGACACCGACUGGCCUAGGCAACGUUACUCAGGCAACGACUCGAUUGAACUGUGAACCUUUCAACAUGCUGGGAGCCACGUCAGACUUUACCGAAAUGGAGCAGAAAAUAGUCGAUAUGAUUGUUUCUCCAGGAGCGGCUGCAGGUGGAACAGUUGCAGGAACAUCAAAUUCGCCGCUAGGCAAUACGCAACCCCCACAAACUCUCGUUCCAGCUCAUGUUUAUCCUGAAGCCAACCCGCUCGAUACGUCCGGAGUGAAUGGUAUUUCUCAUCAGAAACAAACCGAUCUCCCUUAUCAACCUAGCCCAGGAGGGCAUGGCACUGACGACAAACACAACGAACAGCAACAGACAAUCCAACAGGUCAACCCGCAGCCCUCUACUCUGCUAACGACGUUACCGGAUGAGCAUCCUCCUCAAAACCGACGUUCGAGCAUUACAGACAGUGAAUUCGACCGUCUAUGCGAACUAUCAGACUUACUUGAUAUGUAUCUCAAGUCCGAUAAUACUGACGUUGUUCCACCUUCCCAGAGCGCUCCGAUGCCCGAUCUCAGUCUACCCGCCAAACCUGAGAAUGGUAGAGUGGCCGUUUUGCCAGGUGUGCCAGGACUUCUGCACAGCACGGAAAUCAUGAGCCACAUAGCUCCCGAGGUUCAAAUCCGUGCUGCGCAGUAUUCAUCCACCUUCCGGAGGUCUUUCGAUCACCCCGCAACCGCGUACCUCCAAUGUGCGCCAGAAGUUCAAUCGAUUCCCCACCUGAACAGCUCCGCAGCGACCGAGUUCACUCCGCAGGAGCUCGAUCAGAAUUCACCUCUACCUGCGAAGACUCCAGCCACUCCUACCCCAGCUUCACGAAAGGCUUCUACUGUCAAGGAGAAAGUGAAUGCCAAGGCAUCUGCGAAGAAACCUGCUCCACGGAACAAACUCGACCGAUCUACACAAUCUGUAGCGGAUAUGGCUAGUCAAGAUGCUCCUCCCGCAUCCCCACCAAAGAGCGGUAAAUGGUUAUCUUAUUCUGAAAGCCCUGCUCCAACCAAGGCAAAGCCGCUAGCUAGGUCAUCUUCAAAGCCGCAAAAAGCGCCUGCAGGAACAGCUUCUACAUCCUCAAAGGCAACAGCCCAACCUCCGCAUGUGACCACAGAAAUGUCAACUCCAUCUCCAGGCGCAACCACCAUGGGUCAAUUUGUCCCCAUCCAAAAGGCAAAGCCUUCUAUCGCAGAUACCAAGGCACCCAUGGCAGGAAAUGGCUGGGUUAUGGAAGUUGCUAAUGAAGCUCAGGUUGACCCACAGCAGACUCUCGGCGCCGCCCCUCAAAUUCUGGAACACAAGACGAGAUUAGCCGCUAGGAGAAGCCGUGAUACUUCGAGAAAAUCCAGUGCCACACCUUCGGAGAUCCAGAGUUUGAAUGACAAUGGAAAUAAUGGUGGUCCCGCUAGUGAUAUGAGUGGAAACGCAAUGGUUGCCACUACUGUGAAGAAAAAGAGAAAGAGCGGCCUAGAAAAUAUUCCUGAAGACAAGGACGAAAAUCAGCAGAAGAAACAGAAGAUGGAGGAUGGAGGUGCUGUGGGUACUAAACUCGUCGGCAAGCUGGAACAUAAUGACAGCGACCACCGAGGUGUUUUGAAGACUUCUGAAGCAGUAGCUGACAAUGUUUUCGAGAUGAAUAUGUGUCCACAGCAGCAGCAUGAUGAUCAGGAGAUGCACGAUUAA
Venustampulla echinocandica is the source of this 3945-nucleotide messenger RNA. RefSeq lists its product as uncharacterized. The transcript is spliced from 2 exons. Bases 1 to 3945 code for a protein of 1314 amino acids. The record is from RefSeq and is a predicted model, not a curated record. NCBI's taxonomy places the organism in Eukaryota, Fungi, Ascomycota, Leotiomycetes, Helotiales, Pleuroascaceae.